UAAUUGUCGUGCAGUCUUUAUGAUUGUGCAGUGGUGGCUGGGUAUUUACCAGGGAUCUGUCCUGCUACAGCAGCAACUGGCAAACUUGAAACUUAUAGACAAUGGGCGACCUGUUCGGCGUGGUAGGCUGGCUAUUUCUCCCAAAGUUCGCGUCAGACUGCGUGCUGCAAGGAGCACACUGGGUUCUCGCACGGGUGGCGCCAGGCAAAGUUCCAGCAGCACAUUCAGCAGCGUACAAUCUGCACCGGCGACUCUCGUAUGCAGUUGUUAUCAUGCUCUACCUUUUCUACACCCUGUAUAGCACAGAGAAGAGCCUAGGUACGAAUUACUACCAGCUGCUAGGAGUAUCGCCAUCGGGGGUUUCGAGUGCGCAGCUGAAACGCAAUUUCCGCAACCUCUCGCUGGCAUUGCACCCGGACAAGAACACUGGCAACGAGAUGGAGUUUAUUCAGGUCCAGGAGGCAUACAGGGUGCUGUCGACACCCACGCUCCAGUUUGUGUAUGACCGGGCGGGCGCCAGUGCGCUGGCGUGCCAGACGUGCAAAUCGGCCAACGACUACCUGCUUGCAGCAGUGCCUAGGCGGCUGGGCGUAUACGGAGCGUUUGUUUUCGGAAACGUCAUCCUGCAGGUAUUCCGGUUCGGCGUCAAUGGCAUAUACUGGCGGUACCUGGCGAUCGGGGCAUUUGCGGUGCUGGAGCUGCUGAUAAUGACGGGCAAGACGACGCCGGUGUUCAUUGGUGCCAUGCAGUUUGUGGUGCGGCAGCGGACGGGGUUCGAGAUUGCGCAGAUUCCUGCAGCAGGCCAAGACCAAGCGCCUGGUGGACAUGUUCCGCAACACAGGGCACCACAGCAAGCUGACGGGCGAGUUCGAGAAGGAGAUGCUGCUGUGCUCGACGCUGGGGUCCAGCUCGCAGUUCCACAAGACGUACGUCGAGCGGCUCAAUGCCGAGCGGGCGCAGAUUGAGCUUGAUAGGUGACCGAGGGAUUUGCGGACUUGCUUUGUAUCAUGUGGCCACGUGAGCAUGCUGGUUUC
Linderina pennispora is the source of this 1034-nucleotide messenger RNA. RefSeq names its product DnaJ-domain-containing protein. NCBI's taxonomy places the organism in Eukaryota, Fungi, Kickxellomycota, Kickxellomycetes, Kickxellales, Kickxellaceae. Bases 102 to 965 code for a protein of 287 amino acids. The transcript has 3 exons. The record is from RefSeq and is a predicted model, not a curated record. Gene Ontology annotation, cellular component: endoplasmic reticulum. Gene Ontology annotation, molecular function: misfolded protein binding; protein-folding chaperone binding.